AUGUACCCACUGUCCACACGGCCUGGGUGUGAGGACUCUGUGGAAGGAUUCGAGGGCAGGGAUUCUGGAGAUCAUGACGCUAGCCGAGCAUCACUCAAGAAAUGGGGUCGAAUGAACCCCUAUGCCUAUCAAGACCAUAGAGAUGUCUUGUGCCUUUUCCCAUCGCCCACUCAAGCACGUGGCGCGGUUGAGUCGUUCGAAGGCAAAAAAGGGGGUCCAUUCCGAGCACAAGUAUCUCAAGUACUCGGUACUCUGGUGCCAAAAAUCUUCCGUGCGGCGAUUCUCUCUACCUUCUGCGAUAGCAAUUCUCAAACUAGAAGGGCAAAGUUCGACGUUUGGUGUUUCUCCAGCGGCAAGCCAUGUGGACGUGACACGCGUGCACGGCAGGGCUGGUCGGAGGGAUAA
Fusarium graminearum PH-1 is the source of this 405-nucleotide messenger RNA. RefSeq lists its product as uncharacterized. The record is from RefSeq and is a predicted model, not a curated record. Lineage: Eukaryota; Fungi; Ascomycota; Sordariomycetes; Hypocreales; Nectriaceae. The transcript has 3 exons. Bases 1 to 405 code for a protein of 134 amino acids.